Molecule: messenger RNA, 1755 nt
Organism: Trypanosoma grayi
Lineage: Eukaryota; Euglenozoa; Kinetoplastea; Trypanosomatida; Trypanosomatidae
Exons: 1
Coding region: 1-1755 (584 amino acids)
Molecular function (GO): protein binding
Source: RefSeq, a predicted model, not a curated record
AUGCAAGUUGACCUUUCCCACAGAAACCUCAUCGACUUUGACUCCUCUGCCUUCUGCACAGAAGACGAGCGGGAAGCACUUCGCUCCAUUACCAGGCUAGACAUCUCCUUUAACAGCAUCUCCUCCCUCCAUGGCCUGCACUGGCUCUCCACUCUAACAGCGUUGGAUGUAUCACACAAUAGUGUUGCAUCUCUGCGUGGACUCCCGUUACCUCUGCGGCAGCUAAACGCCUCGUUUAACGUACUUAGUGACGUGGAAUGCCUGUCACCGCUUCUUCAGUUGGAGGUGCUGGUCAUAUCACACAAUCAGAUCACUGGUCUCAGAGGCAUACCGGCAACGGUGCGCAUACUUGACGCCUCUAGUAACCGACUCACGUCGCUCGCAGGUGUGGAGAGGUGCGCAGCCUUGGAGGAGCUGCAGGUUCGGCAAAACAUGAUUCAGAGGGCUGAAGGCCUCGAAGCCCUCAACUCACUUCACUUACUCAAGGCACUUACGAUAACAGGGAACCCUGUUACAUGUAGUCGACGACACAUUUCGGCGGUUUAUGCCAUGUUACCAGUCGGUUUGCAGGUUGUGGAUCUUCCAUCGACGUCAACGACGAUGCAUUCCUCUACAGUGUCAACUCCAAACAAUGUUGUGCGUGGUGGUAAUAGUGGUGAUAUAAGCCCCGCUGCAUCCCUCAACACCAAUACGGCGAAAGACACCAUAAAUAUCUCUGGUGUUUCAUCUGCUAGCACAGCGAAGACAAGUCAAGACGUCUCGAGCCAUGGGAGUCACGCGCAUCCCCCAGCAUCUUAUUGCCUUGUGUCACCGCAGAAAAACGGGGUAGAUAAGGAUGCAAAGCAAGAGCGUCAGAGCGGGAAUAUGACCCCAUGGCUUGCAGAGGGAAUCUCGAUGGCAGACCUCCACUGUUCCACCCUGCCCGAGAGUGUUCCCCUCCUCUCAGGCACUGCUGCUUCCAGCAGCGUGAGUGUUUCGAGAAACACAAGCAUCGUUAAUUCUUCCCGGCAAGUGGCUUCAACGGAAGUAGAUGUUUCUGUGCCUAGCAUUCGCGCCCAAAGGCUAACGCAGUCCGCGCUGGAGUGUCUACAGUCGGAGCUCGAUGAGUGCCGGAGAAUGUGCUCAUUUUACAAUAAGGAAAAUGCAGAGCUGCGUCUGAGUGUUCAGCAGCUGCGAUCCACAAAUGAGAGAUUGGUGCAAGCCAAUUCGACGCUGUUGGAGAGGAACAGGCAGUUGCAGCUUGCAUGCGCCUCAAAUCCUUCAUAUAGGCAAGAACUAGAUGUGUCUGGUUCCCCUGGUGAGAAGAAUGUUGUGGAUAACGGCCCAUCACGUCCUUCCUCAAUUCAACAACUGGUAAAGCUCUCCCAUGAUGAGAAUAAUGGAGUUGAAGUGCGAAACUCAGGGGGGAUUCAUUGUCAAGUGGAAGAUGCAUCAGGAGAAGCACCAUCGCUGGAGGAGAAGGCCGAAUUGCGCCGCGGGGCUCGUUCAUUGGCCGCACUGUUCAUGUCCCUCGUGCCAACAGCAGCAGCAACUCAGCCGUCAUCGGCUCGUAGUUUUUCUGCUGAUGUUAGUGGGCGUGAUCACAACAGAGACAGUGGUCGCCGCAUGAUGAGCUCUCCGUCCCGCGGAACUUAUACAAACAAUAGUCACUCCAACAGUAUCAGUGACUCGCAGCUCUCUAGUGCGAAUGGUGGAAGACGAAAACGUCGCACUGUCUCGUUUGGUGGGUUCGCGUAUUAUUCACCCCCGCAGUGA